AUGCACUCCGUGGGUCCCAGUCCUGCACCGCCAGUAGGCUCUCCCUAUCCGUACCCUUUCACUCACAUCCGUCGUGCUGGGGGAUACAACGCUUCACAGCAAUCGUCUACUUAUGACCCGAACCACCCCGCAGCCAUUCAAGAGCAAUUGGCUAGGCAGAUGCAAAUUUACGCAAUGAACAACGCAGCUAUCUUGUCUGACUCGACAUUGUCCCCCUCAUCGACCCCGUUCCCUGGUCCUGGGUAUAAUCCUUGGGCGUUUUUGCCUACGACUCGGCACAUGCGGGGUGGACUGGAUGCUUCCAUGAGCAUACGCUCCAGCCCUAGUCACGAGCCGGUCGAGCUGUCACCGCCUCGUGUGACUAGGGGCAAGUCGCUAAAGCAUCAGGGUCGAUCUGGUAAUCUCCGCGCGCAGCCGGCAGCUGCGAAGCAGAGGAAGCCGCCUCCCAGAGUCGAGAGUACGCAGCCCAGGGAGACGAGCCCCGAGUCCACUUCCGGUGAGGAGACGGCUGGGGAAGAAAAGAUUGAGGAGCAGUUUGUCCCUGACGAAGUGCAGUGGGUCAAUGGGGUGUCAAGAGACGAUACGGGUGAAUGGAUUGACGAAGACGACGACGAAGGGGACGAAGACGACUUGUUGGAGCUUGAGUUCCAUCCAUCUUACAUCGGCAACCCUGAGAAGCGACGUAGGAAAUGGGAGACCCGGUGGGACGACCUGGUGCAAGCUUUCCAAGCUCUCGAUCGUCAGACAGACACGACCUUGGUGCUUCUGGCGUCCCCACCGCACUCAACCAAGCUGCAUGCCUUAACUUCUCGAUCGAUAAGGCGUGACCCGUCUCUGAGACACUCCCCAGCUAUGUCGUCAAUCCGCACCUCCUUCACACAUGUCGCCUCGCAACGUCGUGCUUCCCGGUCCCAGAUGGUGUCUCUCGCUGAUCGACUGAGUCUACACUCUGGCGCUUCAGCUGACGGGUCCGACGUAAGCUCCAGCUCCCGGGAAGAAGAUCUGAAGCGUGCCCUUGAGGCCGCCUUGGGUAGCCUCGGCGCCCUGGGGAAUAUUUAUGAGCAGAGGGAGGCUAGGUGGCGGGAAGAGAUGAGGCGUUUGACUGACGAACGGGAGAGGGUUGAAUUAUUACUCCGGCAGACGCUCGGGAGCAGGCUCCCGAAUGGUAACGGUGUGGGCCACGCUAUGUAA
Gloeophyllum trabeum ATCC 11539 is the source of this 1191-nucleotide messenger RNA. RefSeq lists its product as uncharacterized. The transcript has 2 exons. Bases 1 to 1191 code for a protein of 396 amino acids. The record is from RefSeq and is a predicted model, not a curated record. NCBI's taxonomy places the organism in Eukaryota, Fungi, Basidiomycota, Agaricomycetes, Gloeophyllales, Gloeophyllaceae.